This is a messenger RNA of Aspergillus ibericus CBS 121593, 990 nucleotides long. RefSeq names its product putative di-, tri-valent inorganic cation transporter. The coding region runs from base 1 to 990 and encodes 329 amino acids. The transcript has 8 exons. NCBI's taxonomy places the organism in Eukaryota, Fungi, Ascomycota, Eurotiomycetes, Eurotiales, Aspergillaceae. The record is from RefSeq and is a predicted model, not a curated record. Gene Ontology annotation, molecular function: zinc ion transmembrane transporter activity. Gene Ontology annotation, biological process: zinc ion transmembrane transport; intracellular zinc ion homeostasis. Gene Ontology annotation, cellular component: membrane.
AUGGUGUUCAGAAUCUCACGCGCUCAGCGCUUGAUGGUGGUGGUUGGUAUCUCUUCGGUCUUUUUCGUGGCCGAGAUCUCCGUUGGCUUCUAUACACAUUCCCUUGCUUUGGUGGCAGACGCAUUCCACUACUUGAACGAUCUCGUCGGGUUUAUUGUCGCCCUCGUGGCUCUCAAGGUGUCCGAGACAGAUGACUCGCCCAAAGCCCUCUCCUUCGGGUGGCAGCGAGCACAAUUGCUGGGUGCCUUUUUCAAUGGAGUCCUUCUCUUCGCGCUUGGGAUCAGCAUUUUCUUGCAGGCCAUCGAGCGGUUUGUCGCGAUUCAGCGCGUGGAGAACCCCAAGCUCAUGUUCAUAAUGGGAGCUAUCGGGCUGGUCCUCAAUCUCGUCAGCGCCACGUUUCUCCACGCUUCGAAUGGACAUGACUUGGGGAUGUUGGGGGUCUUGCUUCAUGUCAUAGGUGAUGCGGCCAACAACCUUGGAGUGAUGGCUGCGGCCUUGGUCAUCUGGCUCACUCACUAUGGAGGGCGAUUCUAUGCAGACCCUGGCACAAGCAUGGGAAUAGCUGUGAUGAUUAUGCUGUCGUCAGUCCCGCUCGUACGGCGGUGUGGGAUCAUUUUACUAGAAAGCGCGCCCAGUGGCGUCGAUCUUGAGGAUGUGAAGCAUGAUCUGGAAAAGAUCCCCGGAGUUUUAUCCAUCCAUGAGCUACACAUCUGGCGACUCAACCAGCAUAAGGCGCUCGCAUCGGUGCAUGUGAUGGUGUCGGACUACUCGGUACCGAAUUUCCUGAGGCUGACCAAGACGAUCAAUGAGUGUUUCCACGCAUACGGCAUUCAUUCCACCACGCUUCAGCCGGAGCUGGCACGGCCGGGGACGACCACGGCGGACAUGCAGAUCACCGAGGUAGAGGGAUUUGGUGAAUCCAAGGAAGCCUCUGAGAAAUGUCAGGUGGCGUGUGGCACAUUAUGCGAGGAAUUGACCUGCUGUGGAUAG